This is a messenger RNA of Penicillium digitatum Pd1, 2460 nucleotides long. Lineage: Eukaryota; Fungi; Ascomycota; Eurotiomycetes; Eurotiales; Aspergillaceae. The record is from RefSeq and is a predicted model, not a curated record.
AUGCGUCCUGACGCGAUCUCCAUUCUCGCAGCCUUACUCGCUGUAGGCAGUCUUGAGCUCGUCGUAGCUCAAGAUGCCCCCGAAGCGCAUGUUCAGCGGCCCCGCUGGUACUUCCCGCAGGAAGUCAAACGAACGAUUCGCAGAAGCGCUGGGUCCAACCCUGGCUCCAUCCUCAACGGUACAUUCGACAACUUCACUCAUACCCAGGUUACUUUAUCCACGACUACUCCCAUCCCCGAAACUUCCGCCUCGGCUCAGCCCGCGAAGGGAAAGGAUGUCGUUGUGACCGUCUCGGUUGACCCCAAGAACCCCGAGAUCACCCACCGUAUCACUGGGACUACGACUAAUGGCGGUGAACCAACUAGCACUACUACCGCGACUACGAAGGCGAAGAUGACAGAUGGUUCGAGCACCGAGAACACCACCAGGAAGAGCUCCGAGGCCGCGUCUACCGAUGCGGAAACCACGAGCAAGCAGGGGUCGGAGGUUGACCCAUCAGCCAAGGCUUCGACUACAUCUAAGUCUCCUUCAACUAAGUCUUCUUGGACCACAAGCUCUAGCGACGCUCCCCUUGGCGGUUUGACCUCUGGUUCAGGAAACCUCCGAGGAGGUAAUUCUACAGCCUCAACCGUGAGCACAUCUGCAACGGCAACCACGCUCUCGGCUGUGGGCACAUCUGCAACGGCAACCCCGCCUCGACUCGAUGGUCUCCUUGGUGGCUCGACCUCGGGAUUGGCCAACGUUUUGGGCGAAUCAACAACCAGCAGCUCCGUCUUUGCGACACCCACUGGUCUCUCUAGCGCCAACAAGAUCAGCAGCGCAGCCUCAGGCAUGGCAAGCUCGGGUUCGGAUCUCGCUGGCCUUUGGGGCGUGGGUGGCAAGUCUUCCACCGGCAACAGCACAAGUGCUACUGUGUUCCCGGUUGCUUUGAGUUCACCUAUCAUCCCAGUCAGCGUGCCUGCUUCCGCUACCAGCUCGCUGUUGUCCAUACCCACCCCCCAUGGAACUACAACUUUUGGUGAUUUCGUCGGUAGUCCCGUGCCGAGCGUGGAUUCUGUGCCUGGUGUCACCUCUGCUGGCAUUGGUAGCACUGCCUUAAUUCCGACUGCGUCUAUGCCAAAUGGAAGUCUUUUGCCGGCCAAGUCGACUGGCAUCAUUCCUGGCCAGGCAGGUACCAACAACGGUGCCAUCCCCACCCCGGCCAAGACCCUGGGAUCAAUUCCUGUCCCACACUCGCCAGGCUCCGAUUCUACCUCAACUUCCGUGUCUGGAACUGUCUUUGGCUCUAGUACCCCAUCGGCUCCUUUGCUGGGCACUAGUGCUAUCUCUUCUGUUCCCUACAUUGGCUUUCACGACAGCUCCAAGGUUCCUAUCCCCACUUCUCACCCAGCCUCUACCCCGCUUCCCUCGUCAAAUCCAUCGACUUCGUCAGUUGUGUCCACUCCGUCAACUCCGACGACUUCGACGAGCGAAGAAGUGGGCACGGCCAAGACCACUGUGGAGCCUCAGACCCCGACAGAGGCGCCUACGCCGCCCACCGACAACAACAACAACAACGACGACAACGACAACGACUGGAUGCCAUCGACCAUCCUUAUCAUGCCCACCGUCACUGCUACCGAAAAUUCGACCUCCGGCCAGAUCGCGAAGCCCACGGUACCACCCUCGCUCCCUGGCUCUAUUACUCCAUCGAAUGAGGUUACCGAGCCUCCGUCUGACUCCAUCUUGCUCCAGCUUGGUUUCAAUAACCAGCUGCCCUGGUCAUUUGUUGCAACCACUCCUUUGUCCUCGUCGCAGAUCUUUAACUACACCCCGCAAGCUAUUGAGAACGCUCUGCCAGCCCUCUCUGCUAAGGACGGCCCAGUUAUGUUUGCUAUUGAGCCUUAUUACAACUGGCAAUCGACAGGUUACAACGCCACUAUUGCUAUCUUCUAUUUCGCUCGUGACAAGGUCGAUGCCCUGAAAGCGCUCAAGGUCAAUCCCAACUCUGCUCUCUAUACCCAGGCUAGCGAAUCCCUCCAUUCACUGAUGGGGAUGGUUGACCCCACAAUUCCCCUCGAGUUCUCAGGAAACUACCCUAGUGGUAAUAUCGACUCGACUGGCGGUAAAGACAAGGGUGGCAGCGAUGAUGGCUCAGGCAGUGGCAACAACGAAAAUACCGAUGGCUCUGCCGGCACCUCCACGGCUCAGGCUAGCUCUGUUGGAAUCGGAGUCGGUGUUGUAGCCGGUGCUGCCGCUUACGGUGCGGGUAUGUUCUGGGUUGCCCGUCGCUACCGCAAGAGAAAGCAACUGCACCAGCGCUCUAGCUCAACCGUUGAGCAGAUGAGCCAGGGAGGUUCCGCCGCUGGUACGAUGUUCGCUGCCGGUGGCCGUGCCCCCAGCCAUGUUAGCCGUGGAACCGCUCGCUCGCAGAUGAUCAGCGCUCCCGUUAUGGCGGAGAACUCGCUAGGAUGGAACUAG